AUGGAGAAAUACGGACUGAGUGCACUGCUGCCACUCAUAAGGCGCGAGGAUCAAUCACCAGAUUACGACUCCUCAAUGACAUUGGGAAUUGACCUUUCCCCAGUACUGCAUUCCCUUGGCAUCCCAAAUAACCAGCCGUCAAGAAACCGCGUUCUCGACACGUUUCAGUCUCCAUGGGUUGAAACCUCGAGAAGUGAAGUAGAACCAAAGUUCUUCGUCCCAGAGUCAUUCAAGAACAUCCCUAACGUCCUGCAAUCCGGCGAGAGGCCCCCGGCGUUCAACUCGGUGCAGCAAGACCACGCGAAAAUCUCACUUUUCCAAGACGAAACGUUGUUUUACCUGUUUUAUAAACAUCCAGGUAGUGUUGUACAGGAGUUGACUUACUUGGAACUACGCAAACGCAACUGGAGAUACCACAAGACGCUGAAAGUAUGGCUCACGAAAGACCCGAUGAUGGAGCCGGUGGUAGCGCCCGGCGGCGCUAGCGAACGUGGUUCGUACGUUUUCUUCGAUCCUCAACGGUGGGAGAAGUGCCAGCGGGACUUCGUGCUUUUCUACAACGCGAUAAUGUGA
This is a messenger RNA of Lachancea thermotolerans CBS 6340, 573 nucleotides long. RefSeq names its product CCR4-NOT core subunit CDC36 (gene CDC36). Gene Ontology annotation, cellular component: CCR4-NOT core complex; P-body. The record is from RefSeq and is a predicted model, not a curated record. The transcript has a single exon. NCBI's taxonomy places the organism in Eukaryota, Fungi, Ascomycota, Saccharomycetes, Saccharomycetales, Saccharomycetaceae. Bases 1 to 573 code for a protein of 190 amino acids. Gene Ontology annotation, biological process: regulation of DNA-templated transcription; nuclear-transcribed mRNA poly(A) tail shortening.